GCCCCGCCUCCCCCCGGGCCCGGGUGGGAGGGCCCCGCGCGGGAAGAGGUGUAAGGAGAGGUCGGCCGAGCUGGGGCUUGACGCGGAGGAGGAAGACGCAAAGGGCGAGGGCCGCCGGCUGCUGAGCCGCCCGCCGCCUGGAGAGGGAGACGGAGGCCUGUGCUCUCCCCACCCCGCCAUGGCCCUGGUCAGCAUCAACGAGCUGCCUGAGAACAUCCUGCUGGAGCUGUUCACACACGUGCCCGCCCGGGAGCUGCUGCUGCGCUGCCGCCCCGUCUGCAGCCUGUGGCGCGACCUCAUUGACGUUGCAACCCUGUGGAAGCGCAAGAGCCUGCACGAAGGCUUCAUCACCAAGGACUGGGACCAGCCUGUGGCCGACUGGAAGAUCUUCUACUUUCUGAACAGCCUCCGCAGGAACCUGCUGCGCAAUCCAUGUGCUGAAGAGGAUAUGGGAUCAUGGCGAAUCGAUUCCAAUGAGGGGGACCAGUGGAAAGUGGAAAGGCUCCCUGGAGAUCAUGGGACAGAUUUUCCUGACCCCAAAGUCAAGAAGUACUUUGUCACAUCCUACGGCAUGUGCCUCAAGUCCCAGCUGGUGGACCUCAAGGCCGAGGGCUACUGGGAAGAGCUGCUGGACAAGUUCCGGCCAGACAUCGUGGUGAAGGACUGGUUCGCGGCCAGAGCAGACUGUGGCUGCACCUACCACAUCCGAGUGCAGCUGGCCUCAGCCGACUACAUCGUCUUGGCCUCUUUCGAGCCCCCACCUGUGACCAUCCACCAGUGGAACGACGCCACGUGGACAGAGGUCUCCCACACCUUCUCGGACUACCCUCCUGGCGUCCGCCACAUCCUCUUCCAGCAUGGGGGCAAGGACACCCAGUUCUGGGCAGGCUGGUAUGGGCCCCGAGUCACCAAUAGCAGCAUCACCAUCAGCCAUAAGACAACCAGGGAGCCAGCCUCCUCCACAGCUCGGCCUGAGAUGAUGCCAGAGCAGGAGGAAGCUGCCCGGCUGCCCUCCCCACAUCAUCUCCACAAGACCUAACAGGCCCUCCUCUGACAGCCUUUCGUCCAUCCUGUCCGGGUCCCCUCCAGCAAGAGCUGAGCCUGUAGUGGACAGUGAGGUCCCCUGUCCUGGGAGCUCCUGCCCCAGUUCCAGCCUUGGGCAAACCCACAAGCUUGUGCUAACUUACUGUCACAUAAUACACG
Cynocephalus volans (Philippine flying lemur) is the source of this 1203-nucleotide messenger RNA. It is a transcript of the gene FBXO6, whose product is annotated as F-box protein 6. Gene Ontology annotation, molecular function: protein binding; ubiquitin protein ligase activity. The record is from RefSeq and is a predicted model, not a curated record. Gene Ontology annotation, cellular component: cytoplasm; endoplasmic reticulum quality control compartment; SCF ubiquitin ligase complex. The coding region runs from base 179 to 1039 and encodes 286 amino acids. Gene Ontology annotation, biological process: glycoprotein catabolic process; SCF-dependent proteasomal ubiquitin-dependent protein catabolic process. NCBI's taxonomy places the organism in Eukaryota, Metazoa, Chordata, Mammalia, Dermoptera, Cynocephalidae. The transcript is spliced from 6 exons.